GCAGCGGUGUUGGUAGUUCUACCUCACCAAAUUGUUAGGAUGCAAAUAAAUUUUCCGAUUUGCGCAUCCAUUUGUGUUUUUAAAUUACAAAUCAAAACCUAUCUACACACCACAUUCACAAUUCCUUUGAAUUUUGCAGGAAAGGAAAAGGAAUUAGGAAUGGCGGCCACAAACGCAAACGCAAACGCAAUGGCUUCGCAGAAGAAAAUUGUCACCAAAAGAUCCUUGAGCUCAGACAUGGACCGCUGCGUCAAACAGAUGUUGAAACUCAUCGAUGAUGAAGGAGAUUCCUUUGCCAAGAAGGCCGAGAUGUAUUAUCAGAAGAGGCCUAUUCUCAUUGCUCAUGUUGAGGAUUUCCAUCGCAUGUUUAAAAGUCUGGCUGAGCGCUAUGAUCAUUUGGCUGAGCAACAACCACCCCAGCCCCAGGGAUCUGCAGGCAUUAAUGAUCUUCCCUCUGAGCCAACAUCUCCUAAGUCUUCCUCUAAUCCUCCUGAUCGAAAGCCCCUCCGUCGUAAGUCAUCUGGUCCUCCUCGUGCUGCUGGUUUUGAUUUCUUUCUUGGCCCUGCUGGCGGUGGCUCCGAUGCUUCAUCCAUUAGAAAGGAUGGUGAUGACUCUUCUUCUUCUUCACCCGGUUCUGCCUCUGAUUCCGAUGGUGCAUCCUCGUCUAUCAACAAGUACUCGUCUCAAACUCAGUUGCAUGGUGAUAGGGAACAACUGCGCCGCAGGAUAAUUGAAUUAGAAAUUGAGCUCGGCCACGCAAACGAGAAGCUUCGGUUGGCAGACGAGAUCAAUACCCAAGGCUCAUCAAGGUUUGAAGAGUUGCAGAGUAGAUUUACACAAUAUGAGCAAGAGCUGCGUGUUGCAAAUGAAAACCUUCGCCUUUCAACGGAAGAGAUUGACAAGUUGAAGCUUCAACUCGAGGAGACGGAUUUAUCACAACGAACCCAUGAUUUACAGGUUAAGCUUCAAUUAACGGAUACGGAUAUUCAAAUGCCAGAGACGGAGACUGAAAACAAAUCGGAGGAAAGCCAGGUUUGGGAGCUGCGAAAGCGGAUUCGUGAACUGGAAGCGACCAUUUUGGUCGCAGGUGGCAGGAUUGAGGCGUUGAUGGGUGAGCUAAACAUCACAAAGCAAAACCUUCAGGGUAAGGAACAAGAAAUUGUUAGUUUGACGCUUGAACUUGAGAAAAGAGGAUCCUUGGAAGCUAACCACAAAGCUCAGGUAUCAGAGAUGAUGAAUAGGAUAAAUAGGUUGGAAUCGUCCGUUUUAGACCGAGAUUGCAACAUUGAAACAUUGGAGGAAACACUCGGAAUCACAAAAGAAAAACUCGGUUGGUCAGAAGAAGAGAUUGCUAAGUUGAAGGAUGAAAUGAAGAAAAAUGAAUCAUCGGAAUCUGUUGGUGGCUUGCAAAUUGAUCAGUUGGAGUCAGCAGGUGUAUCCGGAGAGGAGGCUGAAAUCGGAUCGGAGAAAAGAUGGAUAUUGGAGCUGCAGGAACAGAUCGUUAGAUACAAAACGGAUAUCUCCGACCGAGAUAAUAAGAUCAAGGAAUUGCAAGCAGCAAUAUCAAAAACUAAGGAGAACUUUUCUCAGGAGAAAUCACGUCUCAAGGCUGAAAUUUCGAGAUUGUCACGUGAAGUCGCAGUGCUAGAAGCAAAAGUGAAAGAAUGGGAAUCGAUGGGCCACAGUCUGGAGGAAGAAAUCAAGCGGGUUGAGUCGGAGAAAACGGAAAUGCAAAGUGUUCAUGGGAUUGAGAAAGUGGGAAUGCAAGGUGAGAUUGAGGAGUUAAAGGCGGAGAUUUGGAGGAGAGUUGAAGAGGUAGAAACAUUGAAUAAAAGCUUUGAGACACUUAAACAGGAAUAUGAUGUGCUGAUAUCAGAGAGAGACGGGAUGAAUGACAAGGUACAAACACUGCUGGGAGAAUUGACGGGUAGAGAUGAACAGAUUCAUAAGAUGGGCGACGAUUUGGAACAAUUAAGGAACGAGCAGAUGGAGGUGAAGAAGGGAUGUGAAGGGACUCACAUACUGGUGGAAGAGCUUCAAUCAAGGGCGAAACAACUAGAGGAAGAGGUGGAGAAGCAGAGAACGACGAUCGUGGAUAGGAGUGAAGAAAAACGGGAGGCCAUAAGGCAGCUUUGUUUCUCACUGGAUCAUUACCGGGAUGAGAAUCAGAAGCUUCGUCAGGCUUAUCUCACUGCAUCAUUGCCGUCUUUGGUCUAUAAUCUUCUAUGA
Molecule: messenger RNA, 2229 nt
Organism: Nelumbo nucifera (sacred lotus)
Lineage: Eukaryota; Viridiplantae; Streptophyta; Magnoliopsida; Proteales; Nelumbonaceae
Product: protein NETWORKED 4A-like
Cellular component (GO): vacuolar membrane
Molecular function (GO): actin binding
Source: RefSeq, a predicted model, not a curated record